Messenger RNA from Ictalurus punctatus (channel catfish), 9048 nucleotides. It is a transcript of the gene usp43b, whose product is annotated as ubiquitin specific peptidase 43b. NCBI's taxonomy places the organism in Eukaryota, Metazoa, Chordata, Actinopteri, Siluriformes, Ictaluridae. The record is from RefSeq and is a predicted model, not a curated record. Gene Ontology annotation, biological process: protein deubiquitination. Gene Ontology annotation, molecular function: cysteine-type deubiquitinase activity. The transcript has 15 exons. Bases 214 to 3864 code for a protein of 1216 amino acids.
CGGAAUUACGGCAGCGACCGCACACGCAGUGUGUCAGUGUGUACAAACAUGCGGAGAUUAUCAUCCGUGAGACGAGCAGUGUGUGCGAAUGUGCAGGAACGCGACGGAGACAAAUAGAGACAAAUGUGCGGCACGUUGCGUGUCUCGUCUAGCCCGGUUUCUGGCUGACUACAAACUGUCCUCCUCGGUGUCUCGAGAGAAAUAACAGCAGCCAUGGAGAAGCAGCGCGAGCAGCAAGUGAAGGGGACAUCGCGGAAAUCCAAGGCCACUAAGCACAAGGAUAAAAAGCGAGCCGCAGGGAAAGCGUUCCGUAAAAAGUCGUUCAAAUCAGUCGGGACUUUCGUGGCGAAGAUUUUCAAAAGUUUAGGCGCCUGGACUCACGGCAGAGACGCGGCCGAGCCGCUGGACGCAGAGGACGAUGACGGCGGAUUCCGGGUUGGAGCGCCUUGUACGAAUUUAGCGAACGUGAAAGAAGACGAGAGGGAGCGUGGAGUGAAAAUGUCCACGCUUCAGUCGCGCGCUUCACUGAAAGAGCGGCUUUCAUUGUCUUACGGUGAUAAGACUCCCGGGGUUUUGGGGCUGAAGAACCACGGGAACACCUGCUUCAUGAACGCGGUGGUGCAGUGCCUGAGCAACACCGACCUGCUGGCUGAGUACCUCGGAUUGGAGCAUUAUAAAAUGGAUAUUGGUGAAAACACGAUGAAUCACGUGAAGAAAGUGUGGAGUGAAGACGCGCAGCUCGCGCCGGGAGAGGUGACUGAGCAGCUGGCGGCGCUCGUGAGGGCGCUCUGGACGCUGGAGUACACUCCUCAACUCUCAGUGGAGUUUAAGACGAUUGUGUCCAAGUAUGGCUCUCAGUUCCGAGGGAAUUCCCAACACGAUGCUCUGGAGUUCCUGCUGUGGCUGCUUGACCGUAUCCAUGAAGACGUCAACUCCUCAUUAUCAUCCCCAUAUGGAAAAGACAGGAUCAAAACCAGUGGAAAGGAUAUUGCAGGAGGGGAGGAAUUAGCUAACUCUGAGCUUCCAGAUCAGCAGCCGGGUGUACGUCACAGCUUUGUACAGGAGCACUUCCAGGCCCAGUACAAGUCAUCUCUGACAUGUCCUCAUUGCCUUAAGCAGAGUCACACCUUUGAUCCAUUCCUUUGCAUCUCUCUUCCCAUCCCUUUGCGUCAGACCAGGCCAGUGUGUGUAACUCUGGUGUUCAGCACUAAAGGGCAGAGGUACUUAAGAGUGGGACUGGCUGUGCCUUUAUUCGGUUCUCUGGCCUGUCUGCGCAGAAUGGUGGCAGAUGAGGGAAAGAUUUCCCCCGACCAAGUGAUUUUGACUGAAAUUUACACAACUGGUUUCCAGCGCUCUUUUUUUGAUGAUGAUGACUUGACCAGCAUCGCAGAAAAUGACGUCAUUUAUGCCUUCCAAGCUCCGCCGCUUUACAUCCGGGGAGGAUCCACUAGAAUAUCAGGCUACCACCACAGUCUCCCUUCUUCACCGUACUCGUCGUCUGGGCCCGAGGCUCAGAGACUGGCUGCAUCCGGGGCACUCUCCUCCGAGUUCCUCAACCAUGGAGGCGGAACAGCAAAGAUUCUAAUGCUGGUGUGUAACGCAGCUGGAGCAGGCCAACAAGCUGUGAGGUUUGGACCACCGUUCCUGAUGAGAGAGGACAGGUCAGUGUCAUGGGAUCAGCUGCAGCAGAGCAUCCUCAGUAAACUCUACUAUCUGAUGAUCAGUGGAGCACAGCCACAGAAUAACAGAGUCCUGUUUAAGAUACGUGUUGUUGGGGGAUCAGUGUCCUGUAGCUACUUGAAUCCGCAGGAUGGACGUCCGCUUUACCAUCCCGCGGUAGACAGAGCUCUAAAGCUGUGUGGUUCUGGUGGUCCUCCACAUGUGAAGCUGAUUGUGGAGUGGGAACACAGAAUAAAAGACUGUCUCUUUGGUAACAUCCAGGAGGAGGUGGUGAAGGAUUGUGAGAGUGUACGUGCCCAGCAGCAGCAGCAUGUUCAGCAACAUAGCUGCACACUGGACGAAUGCUUUCAACUUUAUACUAAAGAGGAGCAGCUAGCUCCAGACGACGCAUGGAAGUGUCCUCACUGCAAGCAGCUGCAGCAAGGCAUGGUUCAGAUGAGUCUGUGGACACUCCCAGACAUCCUCAUCCUCCACCUCAAGCGUUUCAGGCAGGUGGGCGAGCGACGAAACAAGCUCUCCACUCUCGUACGCUUCCCGCUCACAGCCCUGGACAUGGCACCCCAUAUGGUCAAGAGGAGUAACUGCACCCGCCUGCCUUCCGCAUGGAAACAGCAGCUUCAUCAAAGGACUGAAACAGGCCAACAUCCUGAGGACUUCCUGUAUGACCUAUACGCGGUGUGUAACCAUCAUGGAGGCAUGCACGGAGGUCACUACACAGCAUACUGCAGGAAUUCAGUGGAUGGCCAGUGGUAUGGUUACGAUGAUAGCAGCGUAGAGCUGGUGCCUGAGGGUGAAGUGUGUACCCGCGAGGCAUAUAUCCUCUUUUACCAGAGACGCAACAGCAUUCCUGCAUGGUCAGCCAGCUGCUCGCUCCGAGGCUCUACAAGCUCCUCCGUGUCUAAUCACUGGCUCGUCCGUUUGACGUCUAUUUCAGAAGAAAGCCAAACCUCGAGUCCCACGACCAAGACCUCCUCAGCUCCUGAACCUCAAACGCCAACUUCCCCUGUUUUCUAUGAGCAGCCAAAAGGAGAUGCUGAUGGAUUUGGGUCGAGACCAUUUGUCCGUGGCACCCAAGGCCGUAGCGUAAGCCUGCGUUCACCCACCAAGAACAAGGAGAACCUGGCCAAAGUGCUUCCUCUACGCUGGUCUUUUGGUUCCAAGGACCGCAAGAAAGUCACCUCUGUCCCUCAGACCACACCACUGCAGUCUGGAGAACUGGUGGAGUACCUGGAAUCCGGACGGAGGCCACGGUGCACCAAGGAGCCCAUAGUGAGCCUGGUGGCUAGUCCUGCUCAAAGUAAAGCCCAGCUUCCUGUGGAAGACUCGCUCAGCUCGCCUAGUGGCAGCAGCGGCUUUAGUGGAGCGGAGCGUGGAAGUUGUCGUGAGCCAGACUCGCCUCGAGUACCUGAAGGCCAGAGCAGACCAGCUUCAGACAGAGGCACUACUAAGGGCAGAGAUGAAGGUUUACUAACCAGGAGGACAUCAAAGAGGAGACAGGAGCAACACGGAAAGAAUCAAGACGGUCAGUCCCGUCGCGAAUCCGCUUCUGGGCAUCAGCCUGGGACUAGCACAGCUCAAAGUUUUGCGAACAGCACAAGUGAAAGCAAAAAUUCCACAUUAAAGCAACACUGGAACCAGCCAGCUGGAGCUACCAGGACUUUGUGCAGUCAAAACCAGCAAGAUGAUGUUGCAGGGAGCAGGAAAGAGGAGACUCACGACAUCCCAGCAUUCCUUAUGCCAGGCAAUGUUAAGAAGGACAACCAGUCAAAGGACGUACGUGCCAAAGAAGCAGGUCAAGGAAGAACGCUAACAAAUAAGAGCUCAAACAAGCUGUCCGUGUCCAACGGCACUCCAAAUGGACUGGUAGCAGAGGCGAAAAAAGGCAAUGGCACCCACAGGAGCAGCAGUGCACGGUACUACAACAAGACUCUGAUCAAUGGAAGGGAAACCCACAGUGGUGGUGGUGGUGGUGGGGAUAUUAAGCGUGCGCUGAGCUCUUCCAGCCUUCAAAGCAGACUGGAUCUGAAUCUGAGGAGGACGGUGUCCCUCCAGAGGAACGGGUUGCUGGUUCCUCCUCAGAAGGGACACACUGCUGAUAAACCGUCCUACAACACAUUGCAGAGGAACAAAUAUAGCACCACUUCACUAGGCAGACAGAGACCAGUGCCCGAGUCCUGCUUCUGAUAUCAGGAAAGCUGAAGCAUGUGAGUGUCUGGUUUAGGUGAAAAAUCAUUCCAGUCUGAGUGCCUCCCCUGAAGAGAAGAUAUUUAGGGUACUUUCACAAAGGCUCCAGUUGAAGGCAAAAAAAAACCAGAUACAAUAUUUUUACUAAGAACAAAAAAAAAACCGAAAUAGCGUUUUUAAACAACUCGUUUUAAAUUCUGUAACAAGACCAGUUAAUAAUGUGAUUCGUUUUAUAGAGCCCACAAAUGAACAAGAAUUUUAACUAGCUUAUUAUUUAUGUUAUCUUCAGACUUUCACAUAGCUUUUAGGUUAACAUACUGUCACAUGUUUGUAUUCAGCGUAUCAUCUCUGUGCUGUGGCUCUAGACACGAAAAGUAAUGGAAACGUGAAAAAAAUCACACAAUAUGCAGUGUAAGGAAUGAAAACACAACAGGACGUGCCAUCAUAGCAAACUAAUCGACAAUGUAGAAUGCUGUUGGCUUCUAAGAGUUUUAUUUAUCUUAUACCACAGCAAUUUUCCAACAUUACAAUUCUUUAUUUAUUACAGAAAAACGCGUCAUACUUUUUAACAGUUUUAUAUUAAAUCAUUAUAUUUACUGUUGUGGAACAUCCACAAAAAUGAGUUCAUUCCUGUUAUCACUUACACAAAUGGCAGCUAUAAAUCGUCGUUCCCACACGUUAUCUCGAAAUGAAUAAGCUUGUUAAAGAGAAAGCGUACAGAGCAAAGACUUUCCCACUGCACGUCGGACUGUUACACGGUGCUGACACUGGAGACUCCUUCCAUAAAUCUUUAUUAGCAUCUACUGUACGUCCCCUGGAAUGAGCUGUUAUUAUAAGAACGAUAACGUAUUCGAACAAGCGCAUUCAUAUAAACCUGUGAUCUGCCGUGCAGUCAGCACUACUGUCAGAGCCAUGCUGUUAAAGAAUAUUAAUCAAUAUCUUCUGAACAAUCAGAAUCCAUAACUCAAGAUAUAAUGUGAGCCAAUCAGGAGGGUUAAUAACCGCAGCUAAUGACAGAAAUGUCUCAAAUCACAUGAAAUCAAAUGUGAUUGCAGCCUUUUGGGUAACUUUGAUGUGCAGCUUUGUUAUCAAAACUAAGAAAUCCUAAUUAUUUUUGAAUCCUCCCCCCGUUUAUUUUUAUCCAGAAUAAUGGUCACCGGUAGGUUUGCGACACCAUACAAACCAGGACCCUGGAACUGUACGUUUCUAUGUGACGCUUCUGUGAUUUUCAGAUAUUCAUCCAUAAGGUCUUGACUAAAUAAGAUACAACUGAGAUUUAACCUUUUUUUUUUUUGUAUGUUUAAGGAAUAUUUUGCUGUAAUAUUUCUCACAUAGUAUAUUCAGUGUCAUGUAAAUAACAUCUUUAUAAUAUUAACUCGUUUUUGCCAAAAAGCUCAGCUAGAACCUUAUAUUCAUAAGGUUUAUAAUGUCAGUCAAGAGGUAGACCUACAGAUUUCGCAGGGAUCUGGUGCUUCAAAAAAAACAACAGCCGCCAAAUUUCAUUAUAUGUGUGUAAUACAAACAAAACUACAGGUGUAAUAACUUUAGAAAGCCAACAUUAUAUUUUAUGUAAAACAUUGAGAUGCAUCGGUACAGAUACUGGGAUCAAUUAUCAGAAUAAUACCACGGUCAUUUAUUUAUACUCGUACAAAUGCUCCGAUACCAGUGUCUGAUACUGCGUGCUACUGUGUGACGUAUGUUGCAGUGUAUGUUGCAGUGCUACUGAACAGACGACACGAAAUGACACUGAAUGACCAUCUUGUGAAUACUGUAUAUGUGAAAUUAUCAAGAGUACAACAGAAUCUUCCUGCGAUACAAGUAGCCUGAUAAAACAUCUUGUGGCGUUUAAGCAGUAUCUCUAAUAGAGAGCGCGAGAACGGCCAACCUGGCAGUACCAGCAAGUGCCGUCAUUAAAAAGCGGCUGUAAAUCGUGCACACAACGGUGUAUCCUUGCGUGUGAAGUGAGCAUGUAGAGAAACCGUUGCACCUGAGCGCACUUCAGUUCUGCGAGCACUGAGACACGCACACUUUCUUUCGUCUAGUUCUCCAGGAUCGACACUCGCUUGUGGCUCAGCACUUUGCACUUUUAAUGACCGCACUUGUUGAUACCGCUCUGCAUGCUCAAGCCAGCUGUUCUCAUGCUCUCUAUUAAGCAUACCAUUUUAACACCAUUAUACACUUUAUGACCAAAAGUAUGUGGACACCUGACCGUCACACCCAUACUGCAUGUGGGGUUCUUCCCCAAACUGUUGCUACAAAGUUGGAAGCACAGAAUUGUGUAGGGUGUCGUUGUAUGCUGUAGCUUUAUAAUUUCCCUUCACUGGAACUGGAAGAGGCUCAGACACGUUCCAGCAUGACAGUGCCCCUGUGCACAAAUCGAGCUCCAUGAACACAUUGUUUGGCAAGGUUGGUGUGGAGGAACUCGAGUGGCCUGCACAGAGCCCUGACCUCAACACCACUGAACACCACUGGGAGGAACUGGAAAGCCAAAUGUGCCCCAAGCCUCCUUACCUGACUUACCACUAAUGUUUCUGAAUAACCCACGCUCCUGUGGGGGAGGGGGGGGGUCAUUAAAGUGCAUGUUCGGGGGUACUGAAUUUAUUCAGUUCUGUUUGUUUUGGUUGCUGCUUCAACAUUAAACUCAGCACUAGCAGUUCAUUGGUAGCAGGAACCAACACAAACAAAACUGUACAAUAAAUUGUUCAGUGAUGCCUCUGCUUGAUCAAUACUAAGUAAGUUAUUCAUUUUGUUAUCAGUAUCGGUAUCAAGAAGUACCACGAACAUGCACUUGUUCUUGAUUGGGGGAUGGGGGGGGGAUCAGUGUGUCCCUAGUAAAACGGAAGCAUUACAAUAUUUGUUCCGCUCUGAUUUAUUUGUUUUAAAUUGCACUUUAGCUUUGAUUUUCACGUAUAUCCGUGUAUAUCGUGUAUAUCUUGAUCUAUUUCUUAUAGCAUUUGUAACCUGAAAAAGCAUGUGAGGAACUGACCGCCCCUUUCACAAAACAUUUUCUGGUACUGUCUGUAUACAUGGUUUCAGACAAGCAAGGAUUUGGAAUAUGCUUCUUUGUCAAGCAGACCCUAAAAUAUUUCGUCUUUUUUUUUUUUUUUUUUUUUUUUUUUUUUUUUUUUUUUUUUUUUUUAAUGCUUUGGGGAACUGCACAAUGGAAAUGAAUGCAGGAGUCAUGGUGUGCUCUGCAUUUUUUAGGUAAUAUUUUCUGGUUUUAAAUCAAAUAUCCACUCAGUUUUUUUUUUUUGGUUUGUUUGUUUGGUUUUUCCAGAGCACAGCACUAGUUACUUUCCUAAUGUACACUAGUUGGAUCAACAAGCACUUGGUUUGUUCCUUGUGAAAUGUACCAUAUGUGAGAUACGUAUGCCAGAGAAGCUAAGUAUGCAAUUAAAUCUAUGUUUAUGCAAUUAAAUGCAGCAGAACAGAUCAAUUCUUAUAAAAACAGAAACAGCAGUCAGUGUCUAUUGGCAAAACAGCUCAAACUUUGAUUGUGAUAUUAUUUAAGUGCCUUUUUCUAGUGUUCAUGAAGGAGCACUGGUAUAAAUGUUUUCUAUAUAGACACAUGCACACUCACAAAUGUGUUCUAGACGGAGUGCACGAUUGCAUAUGAUUCAUCACUAUAGUUAUUACACAGAUUGAAGAUUAUGGCACCAUAUACAGACCACACACACACAAACACACACACACUGUUCACAUCACCUGCAUCAUCUCUCUUGUUCCAAUCCAGAUGCAGUUAGAAAGAGAAGCAGGUGCAGUUAAUGUAUGAAUCAACUUUUUUACUUUUUUGUCCUUUAUUCUGUCUCUCUUGUCAACAUAGCAAAGAUCUCAGAGUUUCCUAAAAGCAUUACACACGUUCAAAUAGCAACAUCACAUCGAACACUCCAGAUAAGACUAUUUUUUGUUUUUUGGGAAAUUGGGCCUUUGUUCACUACAUUAAGUUCAUACAAGCUGUAGAUCUGUUAUAAUAUUGAUAAUAUUACUAUUGACAAAAUGGCUGGUGUGCAUUUUUUCACAUUGUUUGAAUUCAGCAGCAAUAUGUAGAUAUAUAGUGAGAGAAAUUGCACUUAUCAUGUAGCCAGGAAGUCAGACGACAACUCUUUUCGUUUAUUUUUAUUUUUAUCUGAGAGAUUGAUGUCAAGCUUUAGCCCUAUCUGUCCUGAAAAGCUAAGGGUUGUUAUAGUGAGUGGCACUGAACAGGAACCAAAAUAUAUUUAACUUUAUUAUUAUUUUUUUCAUUGAUGGAUUCAUUACUGUUCAAGCAACUGUAUCUAUUUCCAUACAGACUUCCUUCUGUACAGGCGUUCCAAGGAGUUUAGGCUUGUCCAAAGAUGAAGUAGAUAAGUGACAGGUGUUAGUAGAUUAUUUUAUUUAUAGUGAUCCAGUGGAGAAGUACCCUCAUUUAGCACACACCAGGUUUUUUUUUUUCUUCUCUCAUCCCACAACCUGAUGAAGGAUUUAUAUACUUAUAUAAUUAAUGCAAUCACUUAGCUCGCCAUACAUUAUUACAUUAUUUAAGCUACAAUAGUACCAUUUUUAGUCUAGUUCAUUAGAUUUCUGGGCAUCUGGAAUUUCAGUCAAACCAGUGAAAGCAGAACAGUUUCUGUUCAAGUGACCAGACGGCUGAGAGUUCGAAUCCAAGUACUGUUAGCCACUGCUGAGCCAUUGAGUGAGACUCUUAACUGAAUUCUGCCUUACUUCUGUCACUUUGGAUCCAAGCGUCUGCCAGAUGAGUAACUGUAAAUGUAGGCAUAUACAGUAUACUUGUCACCCAGCUCCCUGGUUAAAUGAAUUCUGGUUUUAGGACUACAAAAAACUGCAUCUAGCAUUUCCCAUUUCAGAUCAGUAACUAUGAUGAGAAUGAAUUAUGUUUUGCAUUUGAAGUACUAUAAUGAAGGAACAUUGUUGCUGUUAAGGGUUAACGGUUGUGGAUAUAUUUUUAUGCAAACUUUUGUAUUGGAAAACUUUUUAACUACUCUGUAAUUAAUGUAAAUAUAGCUGUACAAUUGUGUAAUGAAUCGUUUUGCUCAAGAUACUGAUUAAAUGGCAAAAGACAGGAAUGAAACAGAUGUAAUCGACACACUGGAAAGAAAUCUUAUACAUGUUUGUACCGUCACUUUAUAUAGCAUAUUGUACUUUAUUUUUAAUAUAGCAAAUUAAACACUCUAUUUGUCACUGUAA